Molecule: messenger RNA, 6279 nt
Organism: Xyrichtys novacula (pearly razorfish)
Lineage: Eukaryota; Metazoa; Chordata; Actinopteri; Labriformes; Labridae
Source: the annotation of a GenBank genome assembly
AUGUACAAGGGCACAAGAACCAAGGUGGUAACCUCAGAUGGCAUCAGCGAGGAGUUUGAAAUCCUAGCAGGGGUGCAGCAGGUAGACAGUCUUGCUCCCUUCCUCUUUAUCAUAGCUCGAGACUACGCGCUCAGGAAAGCCUUCAACGGGCGGGAGCAGGAGCUUAACUUCACAAUUACACCGAGGAAGUCUAGAAGAAGCCCUGCUGUAGCCCUGGCAGACCUGGACUACGCAGAUGACAUCUGCCUGAUGUCUGACUGCGUGGAGCAGGAGCAGGAACUACUGAACAGAGUGGAGGUGAAAUGUGCUAAGGUUGGCCUCAGACUGAAUGUGAAGGAGACUGAGGUAAUUACCUAUAACUCCCACAUGAACCAUCCGCCGAUCAACACUCUGCGAGAGGUCAGUGACUUCAAAUACUUGGGUUCCUGGGUGAACUCCACAGAACAGGACCUUAAGGUCAGGAAGGCACUAGCGCGGAGAGCCCUGAACGGUACGUCAAGAGUGUAGUACUCGCAACUCUCCAGACACAUAAAGCUAAACCUAUUCCACACCACUGUGGAGCCCUUCCUCCUGUAUGGCUGCGAAAGCUGGACCCUGACGCCCACCCUGCAGAAGUCCCUGGAUGGGUGCUACACCAGAAUGGUACGAGCUGUUCUGAACGUGGACCGGAACAUCCACAUUACCAACAAGGACCUGUAUGGGCAACUGCCGAGGCUCAGCAAGAAGGUAGUGUCGAGGAGGAUGAGGCUGGCCGUCCACUGCCAUGGACAUCAGGAGCUCCCUGCCAGCAGGAUGGUCCUAUGAGAACCAACACACGGGGGCCGUUCGCGAGGACGUUCAGCGCUAACAUAUGUGGACGUCCUGAAGAAGGAUGCGGAAGCUGAAAGCUCUUCGGAGCUGGCCAGGUGUUUGGAGAACCGGGAGGAUUGGAGACUCCGAUGGAAGCUCGUCUGAGGACAACAGAGAGAUUGCUAGUGACUACAACCCUCGGUGUUACGGUGUGUUUGCCAUCACUUAAAUAUCCCUUCAAAGCCACGCACAGGUGAUUUAAACACAACCAGAAGUAUUUGAUUUCAGUGAAGGCCGCCCCCCUUCUGCAAUGCAAACAGCCGAUCAGGGUUUAGGACUUUCACUGGGGGGCCGUAACCACCUCAGAAAUCUGUUAAUGAAUCUUGAAUCCUCCAUGUUGGAUCAGUUCUGGAUGUCAACAAGAAAAGAAAUGGAUCUGAAUUAGAAGAUUUUAGAGACAGAAUCAGGCAACAAGUUGAAUAUUUGGUCCUGGUGGGGCACAGAAACCUCUUGGUUGGACUCCAAGAUGGAUCUGGUUUCUCUGUCUCUCGUGGUUCAUAAUUCAGGUUCGAUGUGAUUAAAGCAUCUGAAGACACGAGUGUUUGUACAGUCAACCUGAUUCGCUCGUUUCCCUCUUGAAGUCCAGUCUGUCUCGAGACGAGAAGGGAGGCGACCAUUUGUUUGACUCUGUGUGUGUGUGUGUGUGUGUGUGUGUGUGUGUGUGUGUGUGUGUGUGUGUGUGUGUGUGUGUGUGUGUGUGUGUAUGUGUGUGUGUGUGUGUGUCCUGUCUCAGUGUUACACACAAUGAAUGAAACUGUAGGGGAACAUCCACACACAGACACACACACACUCUUCUCUCAUGGAGUGUGGAGGUCAGGAUGGACCAACACUGCCCUCUAGUGACUAUGAGGCCUCAUUACAAACACAGAAAUGAGGGGUUUAAACUUUUUAUGCAGACUGACCACUGGGGGGAGCUGUUGUAUCUUUUUUGUUCAGUGUUAGACCUGAAAUAUCUCUGAAGCGCUCUGCUGGUUUACAGUCAAGCUUGUUUUUAUUCAUGUUAAUGAGUAAACAAACUUGUUUAUAGUCGUAUUUAAUGAAUAUUUAACCCUCUGGCAUUAAAUUAUGUGGUUUUACUUAGGGUGAGGAUAAAUAUGCUGGUAAAUAAGAGACAGUUUUUGAUUGAUGAGCCAAUUAAGAGAUAGGAUUCAUGAGUUUGUACUUCUUAUUCCAUUUUGCUGAUAUAACUAUUUACUUUUUGUUCUUUUUGUGCAUUUUUUCUUAUUUUUUUGUAACUUUUGUUUCAUAUUUUUGAUAUAAGGACAUCAGUAUCAUGAAACAAACUGUCUCAGCUUUUUAUUUAGAGGUCAGAAACUCAGUCUAUUUAAGUUUUUGUUCACCACCGGUGUUACGCUCCACCCGAAGGCGGCCCUACAGGGCCAACAGCUAUCCUCACCUUUCGACAGGAUGAAUUAACAAAAUACCUAAAUAAAAAGUUCAUCAAGUGAUUGUUUUUGACAAAAGAACAAAUUAACUAAACACAAAGAACCCACAACACAAAUGAGAGGCAGCAGGACAGCAGUCCUGCUCUGCGUCUUUAAAGUCUCAGCACCAGGUGAGUCUGAUUGGCACUCAGGCUGUGGGUCAUUUCAGAGACCGCAUCCGGAUAAGCGCGCUUAACGGCGCUUAGCUGAGUGCACUGCCGUUUUGUGCCAUUUUGCGCCGUUAUGUACCCUUCCUGUGUCCCAUUUGAAUCACAUUGAAAAGUGCUUUCGUUCCAUUCAUUGAGUGUAUUUUAUUAACAUGCAAAGGACCAGAUGUUACUCGACUGUUAAGCUGCACAUUAAAAAAACCAUCAGAGUUGUUAUUAAUACCACAGGCCUGAAUAUUAUGCACAUCAAGGGUUGGCACAGGCCUUCAGACAACCUGCAGCUGUGUUAUACUCUAACAGGUCCUCGUACUGUUUGAUCAAGUGUUAACUAAGCGGCUACUGAAGAAGGAUUUACUGUAUCUGCAGAGUUUGGGUGGCUAUAGGUAUUGUGUGUGUUUGGGAUAUAAAUGGAGUGUUUAUAAGUUUUUUAAACAUAGAUUUUAACUUUAGCGUCACUUGAAAUAAAUUGCAAUUGAAAGUUGGAGCUUGUGUUUGUUUUUAUUUUAAGAAAAAAGCUGCUGAUGUUAACUCCCUAAUCUUUUUGAUUAUUUGUGCUUUUGGUUUCUUCAUUAUUAUUAUUAUUAUUAUUAUUAUUAUUAACUGAGAAGUACUAUGAAUGUACUAAAGGGAUAAAGUGAUUUUACUCCAGAAUUGAGUUAGCAAUAAUUUCUUUAAAGCCUCUGUCUGGAGUUUGGCACCCCUUUGUGGACAAACUUAUACCUCUAUAUCCUUAUAGUAGGCCAUGUGGCUUGUGUGUCCACAUGGCUCACAGGAUAAGAACAUGGACUGGGACUCCUGAGGUCAUGGGUUCAAACCCCCCGGUUACCCCCUGGGUUAUGCAACAGGAAGUCAGAGCAGGCUGAGCUUUAGAGUAAGGAUGGGGAGAAGGCUCGAUGGGGGGAUUAUAGGGGGGGCGGCGGAUGGCCGGAGGCUGAGCAGAGGGCGUCCCCAAUAAGGGGGACUCAUGUGUACACACGAGAUAAUCAUGUAUUUUUUCAUAUAUCACUGUACUUUGUAGACUCUAGACCUUCAAAAUUCACCAAGAAGUGGGCAAGGUGGGACUCGAACCCACGACCUCAGGAUUCACAGUCAGUGUUCUUAUCCCCUGAGCCACUUGGACAUACAAGAGAAUCGGGUUCUUUUUUCACAUAUCGCUGUCCUUUGUGGACUCGAGACUUUAAAAUUCUCCUAGAACUGGACAGGGUAAGACUUGAACCCACGAUCUCAGGAGUACCAGUCAGUGUUCUUAUCCGCUGAGCCACUUGGAGACAGAACCCUGUCUAGACACUAGACUUCAAAAUUCACCUUGUCCCGAAAAAGGCUCGAACACACCGCCUCAUAGUAGGGUCUGUUAACUUGAAAAAAUGGCCAAAUUGUUAUGCGGUGGAUAAAAGCACCAAAUUUCAGAUGAGAAAACUAUCAAACUUAGAAUUCAAAAAUAAAAACUUAAAACUUCCUGCAGCUCAUGUUUCCUUGAUGAUCUCAUUCCAUUCUAAAUAUGAUCAUAUUGAUUAGAGCAGCUGUUGUAUUGAUUAUAGACCAUUAUUCAUUGCUUUGAGCAGCGUGCGUCUCCACUGCUCCAUCUCGGCCAUGCAUCACUGUCCAGAUUGAAUCUGUGACCUUUACCUGACGAGGAGCUCAGAUCCAUCCAGCUGAUGACCGCUGUGGUCGUCCGUGUGAACAAUCUCUCCGCUGACCCUGACUCUGACACAGUCCACUCAUAAGCACAUCAUGACCUUAAAUAAUCGAAUACUGGUGGGAAAAUAAGUGUAUAUUUAUUAAUUCAUCAUCAUCAGCAGCAGCAGGUAUGGACGGACAUGACGUAUUCUUAUAAGCACAAACCAUUUCAUGAUUCUCACAAGCUGCAGAAAGAAAAUCGGUCAUCUCUUCGAUUAUCUUUGUGAUUUCUCAUCAUCGUGACACAAAAUUGAACCGUAAAGACUUUACACUUCUGUGACUCUUUACAUUCCUCUGUACAGAAAAAGAAGACGAUCAUUUACAACAGAACAUACAGAGCUGCUUCCGUCGACGCAGACAGAGCCGGACAGACCAGACGGACGUGUGUUUCUAUUAAAAACUGAUAGUUACAGUCUGUGAAGUUAGAGUCUGAUUUUUCACAUUUCAUAGUUUCUUUUAGUCUUUUACUGAAACUUCAGAGACGUUACGAGUUGACAGAAAUAUCGGAGAAAAAUUUAGAGAUUACUUUCAACGGUUCAUUAAGUUUAAAAGUGAGAAAAAAGUUCGAUUUAUCGGCAGAAGUUUUAAAACUAUCCAGCCGGUGUGUCGAAUCGUUUUAGCCUAAUUGUAAGAAUCCAGUUUUGCAGGGGCGGGGGACAAAUUAGCUUAAACUUUUCAUUUUUACAAGUUUCUAUGUGUAAAAAGAUAACAAAAAAGGCCUUAAUAAGUAGUUAUCUGUAAUACUCAGUUCAGCCACAUGGGGUUAAAUGCGCCAGUAUGAGUAAUUCAGGAAUACAGUCAUGCUUUUAAUCAUUGUGACUGGAAAAUUUGAAGAAAAAAAAGUCUUUUUAAUUCAUUUAAAGUUUCCCAUCUCAGAUAAAUUGAUUUAGGUCUCAUUAAUAAAACUUAAACUCAUUAUAAAGUCGGUUUAAAUAAACAGUAAAGGAUGUUUAGGGGUUCAUUCAGAGGGAUUUGUGUUCAGAAAAUUAUUAAAUUGAACAAAUUAACUAAACUUAAGUAUAAAAAGCAGAUUAAUGACACAAAAAGUAAGAAAAACACUUAAGAUUCCCCUCGCCUUUUCACUUCUCAAACUUCUUACCUGAAAGAAAGAAAAAUAUAUGAAUGAGAUUUUGAGUAAAUAUGUUUGGAGACACCAGACAUUUAAAAAGCACCAAUAAAGUCUCUUUUUAAAACCAUUCAUCUUCUUAAUUUUCUUUGUCCCUUAUUAUUCAGAUUGGUCCCAAACUCUUAAAAUUCUUCUCAACUGCUUUUCCUUAAAAGACCUAAAAGGUGAAAAUGUUCAUCUUUAUUAAAUCUCAUGUCACUUACAUCCACACAGUCGUGUCUCUGCGGUCUGUAAACGGCUCCGGCUGCACUCUCAGGUAACCCCGCUCUUUUUUCAAAAGGGGGCGACAUAACCUCACAAAUUAAAGACAUGAAGACGAACACAGAGUCUUUGUACAUAGCCCUCCUGUCCCAUGCCUGUCUGUCUACAGCAGGCCUACAGUACUGCUGUCAGGGUUAGUUAGGUUCCUUAUUGACCCGGGUUCAAACCUUUUUAUUGUUCAGUAUAUUUUGCAAAUGAUCUGUUUUUAAUUUGAAUUAAAUGUGAUUUUAAAAGAAGUCUAAAAGUCUCAGGCUACCAUGAAACUUUUCUUUUGGUUCCUUCGAGAUGACUCUGCGUGAAUGACAGCAUCAGUAAAAGGCAGAUUUAGAGUUUGCAUACAUUAAGGUCCAGUUUCUGUGAUGGAUGACAAUGACUGUUCAAUCAGAAUCAAUCACCUGUAAUCCCCAGACGUGCAUCCCGUUACGCCGCCUGUUCUCAUGAUUGACAGCAUGCAAAUCAGAGAAAACACACCGGAUUGUAUUUUCUCCUCGCAGCAGAUGUUCGGCCCCUCUGAGGCCCUCGGUCCUCUAGAGUUCGGAGUCCAGAGAAGGUCACGACGUGCCGGCACUGAUCUUCCUCGGCUCGCUGCCUCGUAAUUGGACAUUUUCUCCCCAUAAUGAAAAGAGACAGCGACCUGGAAAUCCUUGGGGACUGCAUGGACAGUUCAUCAGACACACACGCCGUUAUUGUCACUGUCGAUCCCUCCCCCCCUCCUGCGACCGGCAUCGCCCUCUCCUGUCAACUUUCGACACCUGUAGUGUGCUCUGAGCUGUAA